AUAAAUCUCCCCCAUAGACUCCACUGUUUCAGUGAUGUGUUUUCUCAGAUUAUGGCUGGGGAUGCAGAUUUGCUGAUUUUUCAGCACCUGCACUUCCUAUACUGAUUAGUCUGGUUAAUCAAGGAUGAAAAAAUCACCCGGAUACUGUGCUGUCACCCUACAAAAUUGAAGUUCUGCAGAGGCCGGUUAUCCAAAAGAAUUUAUUAUGUCUCAAACACAACGUGUUUUGAAGGAUGUCUCCCCUAUUUCAAGUAAAAUACAAAGGGUUUUUCGUGGAAGGAAAAAGUGGUGCCAGAAGUGUUGAUGAUUCCUGCCGGCUCGUGGAGAAGCUGUUAUCGCCAUGUGACGGACAACUACAUCAUAGUUUUAAUUCAUCACUAUUGAAAAACCAUUGUACUUUCUACACUCAGGACAACAACAGCUUGACAUUUUACCACAAUUUUAAUGCUUCCAACAAAGAAUUCCGGGUGUCAUUAAUAAGAGGGAUUAACAAGAAAAGCAUUGUCUGUGAAGGAUCCUUCAAUGCCUCUCAGUCUCAGCUACCCUUUGAUUACAAUAACUGCAAAGUCAUUCCUUCAGCAAGUCAAGUCACCUUUCAUUUAUGGAGUAUCAAUGAGGAGGAUACAGACAUUUACUUCUUUUGCAAGGAGGAUAUGUAUCCCCCUCCUUACAUCUGUGAUUGUGAUGAAGGCACCAUCAUCCAUGUAAAAGAACACAAACAGCAUGAAAAAGUCAAACAGCCUGAAAAAGAUAUUAAAUACAUUCAGGAAGUUCCUCUGAGUGUUUUGAUCGUACUGGGAUGUAUAGCAGCAUACAGUCUUAUAAUCACUACAUCAUUUUUAUAUAUUUUGAGAAAAAAAAGAAGAACACGAAUUCUACAGAGUGAAUAUAUUAAUGUUGUCCCACGACGGCCUAAGAAUCAUAUGCCAAGUAUGCCUUAUGCUACUAGGCCUGUUCACCCUUGUUCUCGCUGACUACUGCAUGCACUAAGCAGCUAUUCCAUCUGUGUUCUCCAGGAUUGUUGCAACAGCAAAACAGCAGUCCUUGUGCUUGGCUAACUAUAUCAGUGUUUUUUUAUUGUUUACUAUUAUCAUUUUCAAGAAGGUUAUCUCAUCUGCAUUAAUUAUGUAAGAAAAUAGCAUUUUAUAAUCUAUGACAUUUACCUCAUAGAGUAAUACUUCCUGAAUGACCAAAUAAAAUAUUUC
Messenger RNA from Hyla sarda, 1205 nucleotides. RefSeq names its product CD28 molecule (gene CD28). Lineage: Eukaryota; Metazoa; Chordata; Amphibia; Anura; Hylidae. Bases 234 to 974 code for a protein of 246 amino acids. The record is from RefSeq and is a predicted model, not a curated record. Gene Ontology annotation, cellular component: external side of plasma membrane. Gene Ontology annotation, biological process: T cell receptor signaling pathway; T cell costimulation; T cell activation. The transcript has 5 exons.